This is a messenger RNA of Paramecium octaurelia, 354 nucleotides long. The record is from the annotation of a GenBank genome assembly. NCBI's taxonomy places the organism in Eukaryota, Ciliophora, Oligohymenophorea, Peniculida, Parameciidae.
AUGGGUUGUUGUUAACAAAUGCCUGUGAAAGAGAAACUAUAGAAUUUUGAAGCUGGACAGAUCUCAUUUAAAGAAGAAAUUUCACCUAAAACACUGCAAAUGCAACCAUUCUCUUUAAAUUUAAUUAAAGGGGAUACAGAUAGUAUAGAUAACCUAGAAAACGUCGAAAGACUAGGGAGCACAUGUGUUGAUAAUGCAUUGAAUGAGAAAUAACCAAGCAGAAUAGAGAAAGAGGAGAAUGUUGAAUUUAAGGAUGAUGUAUUUAUUAACCUGAGAUAAACUUAAAAUCCACUCUAAUUAGUUCGAGAUAGCAGUAGCAAAAAUCUUAACAAAAAAUUUAUAGGAAUGCUUUGA